This is a messenger RNA of Colletotrichum karsti, 1272 nucleotides long. RefSeq lists its product as uncharacterized. The coding region runs from base 1 to 1272 and encodes 423 amino acids. The transcript is spliced from 5 exons. NCBI's taxonomy places the organism in Eukaryota, Fungi, Ascomycota, Sordariomycetes, Glomerellales, Glomerellaceae. The record is from RefSeq and is a predicted model, not a curated record.
AUGGCGGCGACCAUGCCAACACAUGACGCCCAAAAGGCGGCCGCGAUGGACAAUAUCGACCACUCCUUGGAUGGAGAGUCACGACAGGGGGAGAUUAUUGCGAUUCUGGUGGUUGGGUCCGUACUAUCGAGUGUGGCGGUUGGACUAAGGGCCUUCACGAGGCUCAAGAUGCUUCGAACUUUCGGCGUCGACGACGCGACAAUGCUACUGGCGCAAAUGCUAGCACUAGGAUCAGCAGUCGCGAUCGGACUAGAAGGAAAAUGGGGACUCGGCUCUCAUUCCUGGGUACCACCACCUGAGGACUAUGUUCCAUACAUGAAGUCCUUUUACUCCUCGAUUGUCGUUUACAACAUCGCAAUCUGCCUCGUCAAAGUCUCGAUCCUCUUUCAAUACCGCCGCAUCUUCGCAAACGAGAUCAUGCAGAAGUUGACGAUGUACGGUCUGGCGUUCAUGUUGACGUGGACCUUCACCCUCUCUAUUCUUCUCCCACUUGUGUGCUACCCAGUCGCCAAAUUUUGGGACGACUCGAUAGACGGCCGCUGCUUAAAUUACCUCAAUAUAUGGUACGGUAUGAGCGGUGUCAACCUCGUGUCCGACUUCAUCAUCUUCAGCAUGCCGAUCCCCGUCAUCAACUCCCUUCAACUACCACGCCGCCAAAAGCGCAUGCUGCUCCUUGUAUUUGGGCUUGGAUUCUUUACCUGCAUCAUCUCCGCACUUCGAAUCCGAACUCUUCGCGUCGCGGCCCAAACGAAAGACCCAUACUGGGACAACGUGGACGCUGCUACAUGGUCUUUCCUAGAAGUCACCAUCGGCAUUCUAGCAGCGUGCCUUCCAACCCUUCGACCGAUCUUCGUCACGCUACUUCCCCGUCUCUUCAACGGCUCUUCCCUCAACAUGAGGAGCAGCGGCAAACGUGCAUGUGCCUCUAGAUACCCGUCGAGAUACGCAAACCCUUACAUCCAAGCGAGCCACAACGACAGGACGACCGGGCCCUUGUACAAGAGCCCACUGCCAUCACCGUCACUGCCCACGAGCAGCUCGGAAGGGAUGAAGCAUUUCGACGAUAUCGAAAUGUCUGGGGGGCGUCGUAAUGACGCGCCAAAGGACUACACUGUGACCUGCAGUGCUGCGAGGAGGUCGAAGAGCCCGGAGACCAAGAUUCAGCGUCUGACGAGUCAGAGGAGAUCUGAUGAGGAGCAGGGCAUUGGGCAUAUCAUCACGACGACGACUGUGACGCAAGAGGUCACGUUCGAGCGAGCGGACAAGGCUUGA